CGGAGGGAGCUGUUUUCUGCAGCUUCCAAAACUCUCCUCUUUCUUCCUUCUCCAAACUCCGGCCAUUCGUCUCCCUGACGUGGUGGUCUGACUCACUGAGUUAACCGGAACGAGUCUAGUCAAGUGGAGUUCAACGCACAGACAUGUAUAGGAAGAAAGCUACGCUUCUUACUACUUUCAACUCUCUCGCAACUCUCCCAAAGGUACGCAGAUAUCCCAACUCUCAGAGCUGCAUAAAGACCCUUGCUUUAUUGUGUAAUUUCAGUACUGCCACUGAAAGAUCAGAUUUUAGAUCAGAUUUUGAUACCUCCACUGAGAUUAAUAGCGAUUAUUAUGCUGAUUAUAAGCAAAACAAUAAUGGGUUUUAUAGAAAUAAUAGUGGGAAGGUGGGAAAUUGGAACGUUGGAGGAAAGUAUGGGCAAUUUGAGGAAAAUCCACAUGGGUUUUAUGUUAGAAACGGAAAUCAAACUGGGGUGGUUUAUCAGCAAAACCCUAGUAGGGUUUAUCCCAUAAACCCUAGGCAGCAAAACCCAGUUGGCAAAAGUGGGGUUUUUGCAAGUAAUAGUGAUAGCAAUAUGUCUUUUGAUGGCUUUAAGAAGGGGUUUCAGCCGAACCAGGAAGAGCGAAAUGGGGAUUUCAUGCCUAUAAAUGAGUUUCAGCACGGUUCAGGUGGGCAAAAUGUGAAUUUUGGGAGGGAAAGCUAUGAAAGUAUGCAACAGAAUUCAGGUGCAAUUUAUCAGAGACGAGAGGGGGGAAAUGGGAAUUUUACAAAUGGGCAUUUCAGAGAGGGCCAUAGAACUCAGCUUCAGCAGAGCUCGGUUGGUAGAAGUGGGAAUUUGAGUAAUGGGGGUUCAGUUGGGGCUGAACGGAAUCUAAAUUGGAAUCACAGAACCAAUCCAGCAUUACAGACGGGUGGUUUCUCUGAUGGUUAUGGUGGAGCGUCACAGCAUAAUGGAAUGAGCCAUAAUGUGGGGAAGGUUGGAACUUUGCAGCAAAAUUCUCAGAAUAUUCAUGCUGGAAGACCUGGAAAUAUUGAACAAAUGCAGGGCGGCUAUGGUAAUGCACGAAUGCGUCAGCAAAUUAUAAGUGAAGAUUUGAAAGCGGGUGAUGAGUCAAGUGGAAAUUAUGGAGAUAUGAAUAUGACAGGCAGGAUUGAGGAGCUUGAUCAUUACGUUGAAGAGGGUAAACUGGAGGAAGCAGUGAAAGUUUUGGGGUUGUUAGGGGAGCAGGGUAUCAAAGUUGAUUUGCCUCGUUAUUUAGCCUUGAUGACUGCAUGUGGCAAGGAUAAAGCUCUUGAAGAGGCAAAGUGCAUUCAUCAACAUCUUAUGAGAUCGAUACCUAAUCUUGAAGUUAGUACUUACAAUAAGAUUCUUGAGAUGUACUGUCAAUGCAGAGCGAUGGAGGAUGCUUAUAGUAUAUUUGAGAAGAUGCCACAACAUAACUUGACUUCUUGGGACAUUAUGAUUGCUGGGCUUGCUAAGAAUGGUCAUGGAGAAAAUGCCAUUGAAUUGUUCACGGAAUUCAAAGAGUUGGGACUGAAACCUGAUGGUCAAAUGUACCUUGGUGUUUUUAGUGCAUGUGCUGACUUACUUGACACCACUGAGGGCAUGUUGCAUUUUGAAGCAAUGAGCAAAGAUUAUGGCAUUGUUCCAUCCAUGGAACACUACGUGAGUGUGGUGGACAUGCUUGGAAGUGCAGGAUAUCUGGAUGAAGCUUUAGAGUUCAUUGAAAAGAUGCCAGUGCAGCCAAGUGUGGAAGUCUGGGAAACUCUGAUGCAUCUUUCUAGAGUUCAGGGUAACAUGGAGCUUGGGGACCAUUGUGCUGAGCUUGUAGAGCUUCUGGAUCCAUCUCGACUGAAUGAACAAUCAAGGGCAGGUCUCAUACCAUUCAAAGCUUCAGACCUUUCUAAAGGGAAGGAAAAGAGGAAAGCUGAUGGUCAUAAUCCUCUUGAGGUUAGGAGCCGGGUCCAUGAAUUCAGGGCAGGAGAUAGAUCUGAUCCUGAUCAUGAAAAAUUAUAUGCACUGCUUCGGGGACUGAAGCAUCAAAUGAAAGAGGCUGGUUAUAUUCCAGAAACUAAAGUUGUGCUCCAUGACAUUGACCAAGAAUCGAAGGAGGAAGCUGUGCUCGGACAUAGUGAGAGACUUGCUGUUGCCAAGGGUCUCUUAAAUACCCCUGCUAGGUCUGCAAUGCGGAUAAUUAAAAAUCUUCGUAUCUGUCUUGAUUGUCAUAAUGCUAUGAAGAUUAUCUCAAAGCUGGUUGGUAGGGAACUUAUUAUGCGAGAUGCCAAGAGAUUUCACCAUUUUAAAGAUGGGGUAUGUUCUUGUCGGGAUUAUUGGUGAAGACCACUUUGAGUUCCGGUGUGAAGAAUCCAACCUGACUUGUCUAGAAUCUUGGAUGAACUUGGAACAGCUCUAGAUAGAUAAGAUACUUCUUAUUUUACAUUGCGGAAUACUUAUUUAUGUGGGAUAUGUAGAUCAUUUUAUUGAUGUAAAGAAGCAGAUUAUACAUUUUGAAAGGCAUAGUCCUUGAAUUAACUUGAGCAGUGAAUAUCUUAUCUGGAAUCCUUUUGUUCAUUGCAUACAGUAGCAAUAUAACAUGUUGUGCAAGUUUUGUGUUCUGAAUAGUGGCUUUGGAUGGAUACUUAGAGAGUGACCGUUGAUUUGUUUCUGUUGGUAAAUGUUGAAGAAAUAUUCACCUAGGGGCAGAUAACUAACUAAAAUGGAAGGAUUUGGAAGUUUCUCAUAUUGGAUUUAUUUCUUUCUUCAACCAGAAAAUCAAUGUGUACGAGUGGAAACUUGUUAGUGCAUUCAAGGGUGUACCCCUGCAACAUUUAUGAUAUAAUAAUAGAAGAGCGUGUCAUUAUAAUUUACAGUAAGUAUUUAUAAAGUGUACCUUGACCAAAAUCUAAUUAAAUUGUUGCAGUAGCCUGUAGGAGCUCUGGAUCUUCUUGCAACUUCCAAUAUCUAACUACUCUUAAUAGCAAUAAAUAUAUCAGACAGAUUUUUUCAUCUAAGUUUCUGGGAAGAGAGGUACAAGAGUUUCUUUUGCCAAAUUUAAGUGAAGAUUAAGCCAAUAAAUUUAUCUUCAGAAUCAUCUUUAGUAUGUAUUGUCUCACAACCUAUUGGAUUUCAACCUGCCAAGUUUAACUGCAUUACCAACUUAUUUAGUACUUGAUCCAAAAAUAGGCAGUAAAUCAGUAAGACAAUUAUCAGAAGUAUCAGGAGUCUGGCAGCCCUGCGACAAAGAGGAUUCAUGUUUAUUCAAAAUUUUGCAAAUCACAUUACUUUCUUUAGUAUGGAUUCUUGGUAAAGCACAAGUGCCAGAGUACAUCAAUAAACUUCAGAAGCUUUGUUUAGACCAGAAAAUAGAGGACAAUGAAACAUCAUGAAGCUAUAGUCCUCAUCCUAUCCACAACAUUUUGUACUGAACAAUUAGUAUUUGAAUCUGAUGCCUCUGCCCCAGCUCAUGUAUUUGGAUAUCAGAAGGAAAUCAAUAGAGUUGAACAAAUUAUUCAUUCAUGGUGGUGUGGCUUGGGUGAAGCAAAUGAAGGGAAGCUUGUGAGAUGUCUAAGGGAGGGGCCAGCUCCAUGAAUGGACUACUUGUUGGUUUAUGCCUAAACUAGCUUUUGUUUGGGAUAUUGAAGAUAUUAGUCGUUAAGAACUUCUUGGUGUUAUGUUUCUUUUAAGCUAAUAUAAUAACUAUAUUACCUGUUCAUCUCCUUGGUUGCUUACCUUACCUGAUAGAAAUUGUGUCUUACUG
Molecule: messenger RNA, 3759 nt
Organism: Coffea arabica (coffee)
Lineage: Eukaryota; Viridiplantae; Streptophyta; Magnoliopsida; Gentianales; Rubiaceae
Source: RefSeq, a predicted model, not a curated record